This is a messenger RNA of Leptonychotes weddellii (Weddell seal), 745 nucleotides long. NCBI's taxonomy places the organism in Eukaryota, Metazoa, Chordata, Mammalia, Carnivora, Phocidae. The record is from RefSeq and is a predicted model, not a curated record.
GGCCAAAUUCCGGAGGACUGAGAUUGCGACGAACAACCAGGAAGCGGCUAGGCUGGGAGCUGUCCCCGAUUCUCCACUCUGCUCUCGAGGCCCCCUCCGGGGGUCCUUACGCCGUGUUCCUCUGUCCCGCGUGGUCCUUGCCACGACCUGGGCUCCGGCCCGGGACGAUCACUCCGGAGCCACCAUGUCAUCCGACUUCGAAGGCUACGAGCAGGACUUCGCGGUGCUCACGGCAGAGAUCACCAGCAAGAUUGCGAGGGUCCCCCGACUCCCUCCUGAUGAGAAGAAGCAGAUGGUUGCAAAUGUGGAGAAACAGCUCGAAGAAGCAAAAGAACUGCUUGAACAGAUGGAUCUGGAAGUCCGAGAGAUACCACCCCAAAGUCGAGGAAUGUACAGCAACAGGAUGCGAAGCUACAAGCAAGAAAUGGGCAAACUUGAAACAGAUUUUAAAAGGUCACGGAUCGCCUACAGUGACGAAGUACGGAAUGAGCUCCUAGGGGAUGAUGGGAAUUCCUCGGAGAACCAGUUGAUAAAAUUACGUGAAGAGAGGGCACAUCUGCUCGAUAACACAGAGAGGCUGGAAAGGUCAUCUCGGAGACUAGAGGCUGGAUACCAAAUAGCAGUGGAAACCGGCUGCGCCAUUGAGCCACUAGUUAAAGGAAUAAUUCCUGUGCUGCCUGUAGUUUCGCAGAAAUGGAAAUUUGGACUGCAUGGGAGUGAAAAAGACUGGCUUUCAGGUUUUUAA